Messenger RNA from Coregonus sp. 'balchen', 5299 nucleotides. The record is from the annotation of a GenBank genome assembly. NCBI's taxonomy places the organism in Eukaryota, Metazoa, Chordata, Actinopteri, Salmoniformes, Salmonidae.
GUUGGGUGUGUGGACACCUAGGAAUAGGCUCCUUGAGUCACUGCUGCCACGACGCUGACACAUUCCAGUAGGGGAGGGCUGCCUGGGAUGCCUCUCUUCUGAUAAGCAUCCUAUGGUAUUCUGUACAAGUCAAGAUGGCGGUGUCGGUAACGGAAAAGGACGGAAUAGUGAGUAUUACAAUUUGCUGUUAAACAGCUGUUUGCUCGGAAUUUGUUGUUUUCUGUAUCUGCGCGUAAAAACGGUUACGCGUGUCAUUUGUGGAGAGCUGUAAUUUACGUCAUCAUCAAGUUUCUAUUAUUGUGGGGAGUAAUAUGGCAAUAGGCUGGCUGUGCAUUCCCAAGCACAGCCCGAGUCGACCUUUGAUGUGGGCGCGGAAGAAAUUCCAUAUGAUUCUGCAUGUGGAAAUGUAUCUGUGUGGUGGUCACCUAGGUCGUUUAACCGAUACGGUGCAUUAUUUCUCGUUAUCAAUUUACAAUGUAGGCUAUCUAUGUGCGCCUUGAUGGUAAUGAACAAACGUUGUCACAGGUCUUACGCGCUCUAGUCUAGAACAUGACAGAUAUUUUGACAGCCAUGGAUUUCCCAACCUUUUGAUUGUUGAAUAGCGGCAUGAGGGCCAUGCCGUCGGCUUUUUCAACGGCCGAGAAGACCUUGAGCAAUAUGCAGCCUAUUAGAACGCUAGGCUACUCCGCCCAUUGAUUAGGCUGUUAUUAUUUAGGCUGUACCUGAUCAAUACAUUAUGUUUUUUCUUUCCCCUUUGUCUCUGGUGGUUUUGAAGAAGACUGAAGAUGACCAUCACAACGAUUCGUUCGGGAACCCCGGGCUUAUCUCGCCGGAUAGGGAGGACAUUUCACGGCUUCUGGUGGGAAGAUUCAUCCUCAUCCAUCGACGUUAAUCAAUAUAUAGGCCUGAAUGGUUAAUCCUUAAAAAAAUAAUUACCACAUCACCUACCCUGGAGGAUGGGGGACAUUUGAUGUCAGUCCUUCCCUAUCGUAUUCCAUGUGUUUGUCCACAUUAUGUGUUGUGAUGAUGAUUAAAUGUGGUGAUGAUUUAAAAUAAAAUGUUGUCUCUCAAUCAUAGAAGGUGCCAUUCAGCGGCCGCAUCAGAGGUGGUAUGAGGCCGGGGAAGAAGGUCAUUGUCAUGGGCAUUGUUGAUCUGGAGCCGGACAGGUAGGCUAAGCCAAUAACCUCCACUCAUUAGGUGUUAGCUCUGGUCCAUGCCGUUACGUGCUGCUUGCUGAUGCUGAGCCUUCUUUUUUUUAUUGAACCUUUAUUUAACUAGGCAAGUCAGUUAAGAACAAAUUCUUAUUUACAAUGAUGGCCUACCCCGGCCAAACCCUCCCCUAACCUGGACGACGCUGGAUCAAUUGUGCGCCGCCCUAUGGGACUCCCAAUAACGCCGGUUGUGAUACAGCCCGGGAUCAAAUCUGGGUCUGUAGUGAUGCCUCUAGCACUGUGAUGCAGUGCCUUAGACUUCAACUUAUUCUUGAAGAAGAGAAGGCAUCCUGGACCAGAGCUAACUAGGUCUAUUUUUCACUUGCGUCCUGGCUUAUCUGAAUGAAUGUCAUCAUCAACUUCUUAUCUGUCAUAUACUGCUUUUUCAUUACAUUCUAAGUCCCAUUCCAUUUUAGUUGGAGUUCUGAUUCUGUAAGAAUGUAGCCUAUACAAUUAAUUGUUGCAGGCCUGUGUAUUGAAUUUUUAAUUGGUGAAAUGCUGUUUUGUCUAUAUUAUGUCUGCUGAAAUAUGCGAAUCUAGCCUAAUAAGGAGAGAGAACAUGUAUUGUAAAAGACAGAAUCGCACAUAGGUUCAGAAAAGGAAAAUUUAAAAAGAUGAGUUCAUUAUUAGCAGCAUGGCAGGAGGCAAAGAAAUGGCCCGGGGGGGAGAAAUGGAGAACUGCGUGGGUGGGUGUGUUGAGAAAGGAUGGCUUUUUCAUAAUGCAAGGCAGGGUGUUCACCUCCACAGUCAGGCCAGGCUGAGGCAGAGCUGGCUGUAUCCCGAAUGGCACCCUAUUCCCUAUGUAGUCCACUAGCCUACCUUUGACCAGAGCCCUAGGGGCCCUGAUCAAACGUAGUGUACUACAAAGGGGAUAGUGUGCCAAUUGGGACACAGUGCUUGUUGAGACAUUUUAGUGUGUGUCCUUUACAGGCCUGAAUAGAAACUAAUGUUCAGUUUAAAAACGUAUUUAGUGACAUCAGUUUUAAAUGCCUGGCACACAAUAUUUACAGUAUGUCAAAGUUCAUGGCAAAAUGCUUGUCAUGGCAGAUGUGAACAUACUGCUCCUCCAGAUGCUAAACAUAAUGACAACAGUAUUAUGUGGUGUUUCUCCUACACAGACACCAUGUCCCUGUAGGCCUUCCUCUAUGUCUCCUACAGCAUCAUGUCCCUAUAGUCCCUCCUCUAUGUCCCCUACAGCAUCAUGUCCCUAUAGUCCCUCCUCUAUGUCCCCUACAGCAUCAUGUCCCUAUAGUCCCUCCUCUAUGUCCCCUACAGCUCCAUUACCAUUGUCCCUAUAGGCCGUCCUCUAUGUCUCCUACAGCUCCAUUACCAUAUGCUCUUUCUUAAUGUCUCCUCAUGUAACAGAGUUACCUAGGGACAGGUUACCUAUGGAUCCCACUAAGGGACAGGUUACUUAGGGAUCCCACUAAGGUACAGGUUACCUAUGGAUCCCACUAAGGUACAGGUUACCUAUGGAUCCCACUAAGGGAUAGGUUACCUAUGGAUCCCACUAAGGGACAGGUUACCUAUGGAUCCCACUAAGGGACAGGUUACCUAUGGAUCCCACUAAGGGACAGGUUACCUAUGGAUCCCACUAAGGGACAGGUUACCUAUGGAUCCCACUAAGGGACAGGUUACCUAGGGAUCCCACUAAGGGACAGGUUACCUAGGGAUCCCACUAAGGGACAGGUUACCUAUGGAUCCCACUAAGGGACAGGUUACCUAGGGAUCCCACUAAGGGACAGGUUACCUAGGGAUCCCACUAAGGGACAGGUUACCUAUGGAUCCCACUAAGGGACAGGUUACCUAGGGAUCCCACUAAGGGACAGGUUACCUAGGGAUCCCACUAAGGGACAGGUUACCUAUGGAUCCCACUAAGGGACAGGUUACCUAGGGAUCCCACUAAGGGACAGGUUACCUAUGGAUCCCACUAAGGGACAGGUUACCUAUGGAUCCCACUAAGGGACAGGUUACCUAGGGAUCCCACUAAGGGACAGGUUACCUAGGGAUCCCACUAAGGGACAGGUUACCUAUGGAUCCCACUAAGGGACAGGUUACCUAUGGAUCCCACUAAGGUACAGGUUACCUAUGGAUCCCACUAAGGGACAGGUUACCUAUGGAUCCCACUAAGGGACAGGUUACCUAGGGAUCCCACUAAGGGACAGGUUACCUAUGGAUCCCACUAAGGGACAGGUUACCUAUGGAUCCCACUAAGGGACAGGUUACCUAGGGAUCCCACUAAGGGACAGGUUACCUAGGGAUCCCACUAAGGGACAGGUUACCUAGGGAUCCCACUAAGGGACAGGUUACCUAUGGAUCCCACUAAGGGACAGGUUACCUAUGGAUCCCACUAAGGGACAGGUUACCUAGGGAUCCCACUAAGGGACAGGUUACCUAGGGAUCCCACUAAGGGACAGGUUAUCUAGGGAUCCCACUAAGGGACAGGUUACCUAGGGAUCCCACUAAGGGACAGGUUACCUAGGGUAGAAAGGGAUAUUGUUAAGCCAGCACAGUUACACCUAAUACUUUUCUCUUCUCUACGUUUCUUUCCGUCUCAGUUUUGACGUCAGCCUGACUUGCGGCCGCGGCACAGAGGAGGAGGAGCCACAGCCGGAUGUGGCCCUGAAACUCAGCGCUCGAUUUGCCGAGCGCCAGUUCCUGCGUAACUCCCGCGUCUCGGGACAGUGGAGCGAGGAGGAGAAGUCUAUCGACUACUUCCCCUUCAUCCCUGACCAGCCCUUCAGGGUACCUGUUACACUUAUCCUAACCCCUAACCUAUAAUCCUAACCCCUAAACCUUCAUCCUUAAUCCUAACUGGACCAGGCCUUCAGGGUACCUGUUACACUUAUCCUAACCCCUAACCUAUAAUCCUAACCCCUAAACCUUCAUCCUUAAUCCUAACUGGACCAGGCCUUCAGGGUACCCAUAACACUCCACUCUCUUUUUAAAUUCUAACCCUAACCCCUAACCCGACCAGCCCUUCAGGGUACCAAGAACACUUCACUGUCGUUCUGAUCCAACUUGUCCCAAAUGGCACCAUGUCCCCUUUAUAGAAGACUUGUUUUGACCAGAGCCCUAUGGGGCCACAGUUAACAAGUGUCUUAACGUCAUGAUAAUUGGCAUUCCACCCCUAUCUCCAUCUCAUACACUCCCCCGCUCUACCAGUCUCUGACUUAUUUUUAGUUGCUGUGAUGAUUCAGUACAGAUGUUAUGUAAAGAUAUAGCCCAGUGAAAAGGAACAUACGUUGUUCCUUGUUGUGGUUUUAUUGGAAAGCAGGUUGCUCCAGUCACACAUUUGUCAGAGGAUGAGGGUUAGAGAUGGCAGAAGUGAUAAGUUAUGCAAAAGCUAACAAGCUCUCUUUCAUUUGGGAAAAGAACCACAUGGCCACAUGAUGUGACUUGGUUUAGAAAUGGGAUGUUUUCAUCUGUGUUUUUUCUCUCUCUCUCUCUCUCUCUCUCUCUCUCUCUCUCUCUCUCUCUCUCUCUCUCUCUCUCUCUCUCUCUCUCUCUCUCUCUCUCUCUCUCUCUCUCUCUCUCUCUCUCUCUCUCUCUCUCUCUCUCUCUCUCUCUCUCUCUUUCUCUCUCUCUCUCUCUCUUAUCUUAUCUUAUCUUAUCUUAUCUUAUCUUAUCUUAUCCAUCCAGAUCGAGAUCCACUGCGAGCACACGCGCUUCCGGAUAUUUGUGGACGGAAACCCGCUCUUCGACUUUUUUCACAAAGUGAAAUCUUUGCCCUCCAUCGAUACAGUGAGGAUAGAGGGGGGUCUACAGAUCACCAAGCUAGGUUAACCAACCCAGCUGCCAUGCCAGUGUGUGACACAACAAGAACUCAAUACAGGUGAACACACACACCUGGUACUACAAUACCCACAAUGCAACACUGCAGCGACAGUGGGCCUAGCGCUUUGGAAAGGCCUUCACGCCGCUUCUUCUUUCCCUUUUAUCUUGCCAUGUCUCAUCCAAGGUCUGACGUUAUUCUGACCUUCCUAGUUCUUGGUUGAAUGGUUGCAAUCCAACGCAGCUCUGUGUGUCUUUGUUCUGAAAGAACUCCUUUGUUUUCUUCCUCAGUUGUGUGUCAGGGAUCUCACUAU